GUAUUUAUAGCUUAAAUAUACCAGUCCCUGACUUUUACAGUUAUUUAGCUCCGAUACUUAUCGAUUUUACUUAUACUAAGUAUUUAUCGAUAAUGUUUUUAAAUCAGAAUCAACCCGUAGCUUAGCAGUCGCUUGCAGCUUUUCAGCUGAAAAAUUGGUAUAGCCGCAAUAUACCCUGUAAUUCCCUCCUGCAACGAGUAUAGAACACCAAAAGGAACAUCAUCCAGUAAUAAAAAAUUUAAGCAUCUGCGAUGUCCAGGCCGUUGAACAAGGACUAUCGAGCUGCUGAUUUCCAGCAGCUCAGCCAAUUGAUCCAAAAUCAUCCACUGAUGAAGACAGCUGCGACGGAGGAGCUAUCGAUGCAGAAGUUCCGUACGCCUGAAUACAGCACGAAAUGCGUAAUGCGCGCCUCCCUGGAUGACAUAGCCCUGGGUAUAAAUAUGUAUAAGCUGCAAUUGGGCGUGGAUAAGCAGACGUCCAAAGCUGAAGCCGUGAGCUUUGGGCCUACGGCAAGGAAAUCUGCCAAGGGCCAGGGCACACCCUUUAUCAAAGUGCUGCUGCGUAAGACGCCACUUGUGGUGCUCUUCGAGCGACCGAGCAUGACGGCCGAGUUGGACACCGAGGAGGGUCGAAUGGUUCUGGCGGAUAAUCAGCUUUACGAUCAGCUCUUGACGGGCAUCGACAAAUGCCGAAGAACCGUCGAAGCGGAUACGCAAACAAUCGAACCGCUGCUGAAAUCCCGCUUGGUCAAUACGGAACGCCUGUGCACGGACCAGGUGGGCUCCUACGUGUCAAACUUUGAGAUGUUCGAUACGUACAAGGAUCUGGAGGCGUCCACAAAAAGUGUCCCCAUAGAGGGCGCCCAGCAGAUGGAGGUGACCACCUAUCGUGUUGGAGGCGUUGAUCAAUUUGUGGAGAUCAAUCAGCUGCCUAACUUCCGCUUGGCAUUGAUGAUCACCAUGCGCAUCCUGGCAAGUAAUGUCUUUGAGCCGCAGCAGCGACGCUUUCGCAACAUGCAACCACCCGAUCCGCUCGCCGAGGAUGUGAAGUUCAAGUAUCGCCUGCACUUACUAUGGAGACUGAGUGCACCAUCGCCGCUGUCCAGAGAGCGGCAGGCAGUCACUUCUGUCUGUUUCUGUCCCAGCAAUGGUGACAUUAUGGCCGUCUCCUAUGGCAUCUAUACCUGUGCGAAGCUGGGCAAGCAGCCUCGACGUGGCUAUGUCUACGUGUGGAACAUAAAGAAUCCUGUGAACCCGGAACGCUGCUACAACUACCCAGUGCCCGUUGUGGUGGUCCAAUUCUCGCCAGGAUCACCCCAGCUGCUGGCCAUUGGCCUGCAUAACGGCGAUGUGGAGGUUCGUGACAUCUCACAGCCGGAUCAACCCGCUUUGGCUCGAUCCCAGCGUAGCAGCUCACCCUACUUUGAUCCGGUGACGGCCAUUAAGUGGAUUCCGCGCAGCGAUGGUGACGUCCUUGCAGAAGGGAAUAUAACGCCCUUCCUCGCUGCCUCGCAAUCGGGCUCUGUGAUUAAGUACCAGCUGAUUAAUAGUCCAUAUCUCUUGGGCUUUGAGCAGCAGCAUUUCCAGCGUGCCGAAGCCGAGCUGGAGGGGAUUAGCAUCACUCAACCGGCACAGCGUGUGCCGCUACUCGCCAAUCGAUAUGUCCAGUGCCUGGAACUCAUCUUGGAUCCUUUGCAGAGUGAGCUCUACUAUGUGCUCACCGAUGAGGGCACCAUGUACAAGUGCUCCACCAACUAUCCGCUGCAGCAUCUGGAGCUGCAACAGGUGCAUGAAACCCCUGCCGUCUGCAUGGACUUCUCACCCUGGUCCCCAAAACUUUAUCUGACCUGUGGCAGUGAUUGGUGCAUUCGCAUCUGGAUGGCUGGCAUCCUGUUGCCACUGAUUACGCUCCAGCAUCAUUUGUCGCCUGUGCACUGCGCCCGCUGGAGUCGCACCCACUCCACCAUUCUAGUCUCGAUUAGCCACAACACCAUCGACAUUUGGGACCUGCGCAACAGCACGCUGAAGCCCGUCUCAUCCACCACGAUAGAUGCCAAGAUUCACUACACCACCUUCUGCUUCUCGCACUGUGGUCGCUGCCUGGCCGUGGGCAAUGAGGCGGGCAACCUGCUCAUGCUCGCCUUCGAGGAUAUGCCCUUCGCCCCGCACUUUCAGUACAGGCAGCUGAAGCGGGCUCUGUACAAAGCGCUGGCCUUGGAUCCGGAAUUGCUGCAGCAGGUUAAGAGCGUCGGCGCCUUUCAUUAUCCUCACGGAGGCAAACACACAUCGGACCAAUGA
Drosophila hydei is the source of this 2297-nucleotide messenger RNA. RefSeq names its product WD repeat-containing protein 78. Gene Ontology annotation, biological process: cilium movement. Gene Ontology annotation, molecular function: dynein light chain binding; dynein heavy chain binding. The coding region runs from base 252 to 2297 and encodes 681 amino acids. The transcript is spliced from 4 exons. Lineage: Eukaryota; Metazoa; Arthropoda; Insecta; Diptera; Drosophilidae. Gene Ontology annotation, cellular component: axonemal dynein complex. The record is from RefSeq and is a predicted model, not a curated record.